Prosopis cineraria is the source of this 5073-nucleotide messenger RNA. RefSeq lists its product as uncharacterized. Lineage: Eukaryota; Viridiplantae; Streptophyta; Magnoliopsida; Fabales; Fabaceae. Gene Ontology annotation, cellular component: cytoplasm. The record is from RefSeq and is a predicted model, not a curated record. Bases 256 to 4629 code for a protein of 1457 amino acids. The transcript is spliced from 9 exons. Gene Ontology annotation, molecular function: protein binding.
UUUUCAUUAUUCACUUGAUAUUCUGUCGAAUGUUCACAAUGGAAACGAAAUGCUUUGCCAACCGGAAAUCAAAUUCUGAGAGCUCGAGCCCAUUUGGAAAAGAGAGCUGAUUGAUAGAUUGGUGCCUUGGUGGUGCCAUCUCCAGUGUCGUCCUCGACUUCGUUGAAAGCCCUCCGACUCAGCUUGUUUAGCGCUGAGUUGGCUCACCAAGUUUCGUCAUAUAAAAUGCUUGCACGCUGUGAAUUGAAGUGAAUCAUGAGGUGCCGAUCCGUAGCGUGCAUAUGGUCUGGCACGCCCCCACCUCACAGAGUUACCGCCGUUGCCAGUUUUAGUCAGCCGCCAUCCUUCUAUACUGGUGGAUCCGAUGGCUCCAUCAUCUGGUGGGCCCUCUCCGAUAGUUAUUCCAGCCCGGAAGUUAAAGCAGUGGGUGUUUUGUGUGGUCAUGCUGCACCGAUCACUGAUAUUGGAACUUGCAGUCCUACAAUAGCCGAAAAAGAUGCAGGCCGUUCGAGUAAUUUUAAUGCAUUAAUAAGUGCAUGUACCGAUGGCUUCUUGUGUGUAUGGAGUAGAAGCAGCGGUCAUUGCCGGUGCAGGAGGAAAUUGCCUCCUUGGGUGGGCAGUCCGUGCAUGAUUCGAACACUGCCUUCAAGAGCAAGAUAUGCAUGUAUUGGUUGUUCUUUCAUGGACACGGUCAAUUUGUCAGACCACUAUUCUGUGAUUGAUAGAGAAACUCAGCCUAGGAAGCCUCCGAAAUGCACUAUCGUUAUUGUUGACACAUAUUCGCUUACCAUUACACAAACCGUCUUUCAUGGAAAUCUAUCUAUUGGCCCCAUGAAAUUUAUGGCUGCAGUUUCAGUGUAUAAUGAUAAAGAGAGGCAUUCUAUAUUUGUGGCUGAUUCAGUUGGUAAGCAACAAAUGGUUUCCGUUUUGAAGGAUCCUCAUGAUCAGGGGGAAAACUUUGCUAGUUUGCACAAAGAUACAUCUCAGCUGGAAAGUUCUGUUUGGGCUGAGGGAUUGAGUGGUGCACGGCAAAUUAUUUCAAUUGCAACCCAUGGGAAUGUUGCUGCUUUUGUGUUAAAAGACCACUGCAUAUUCAGGUUACUUUCUAGUGAUACAAAAUUGGGAGAGAUUUCUUUUUCGGACAAUCUUUUAUGUUCUGAUGAGGAUUCUAGUCAAGCACAUGUGAUGGCGGCCAUGUUUCUUGAAACUGUUGGUGCAAGGACUCUGCCAAAUUGCCAUGAAACGAGAUGCUUGAUUCCAGAAAGUUUUGUUGUCUGGAACAAUAUAGGUUAUGCAGUUGUGUAUAAAAUAUCAUAUGAGAAUGACAUUUUUCAAUGUGAACCUCAUUCUGAAAUUCCUUCUACUUGCUAUAAUCCAGACAUGAGAGUAUCCUUUUUUUUCUUACAAGUUGAUCAUUGGCUGCUUCGUAUUGAAUCUGUCUGCCUUCACUUUGAGGACCCUUUACUAUGGAGGCCUCACGUCACUAUCUGGUCACCACAUCAUUUUGACAAUAAGAACGGUAAAUUUUACCAGCAAUGUAGAAUGGUCAGGGAAGGUGUAUCGUUCACUGACCUGUUUAAGAACUCUACUCAGUUGAGAGGGUUAAAUAGUGUAGGGACAGAAUCAAUUUCUAGUAUGGAAUGCUUAGGUAAUUACAAUAUUAACGAGGGACAGAUUGUUUCUUCUUCAAUGAUCAUAUCAGAGAACCUUGUUGCUCCUUAUGCUGUUGUAUAUGGUUUCUUAAGUGGAUUAAUAGAGGUUGUAAGAUUUGAUCUGUUUCAGAGGAUGAGUUUAGAUGGUGCAAGUUCCAAAACUGAGGAAAAAUCAGUUGCAUGCCAACAGUACUUCUCUGGGCACUCAGGUGCUGUACUUUGUUUGGCAGCUCACCAAAUGAUGGGUAGCUCCAAAGGCCGGAGUUUUAAUCAGGUUUUGGUGUCUGGAAGUGUGGACUGCACCGUUCGCUUGUGGGAUCUUGACACUGGCUGUCUUAUUAUGGUUAUGCAUCAUCAUGUGGCACCAGUGCGCCAAAUUAUUCUUCCCCCAUCUUUCACUGAUCGUCCUUGGAGCAAUUGCUUCCUUUCAAUUGGAGAUGACUCAUGUGUUGCUCUUGUUUCUCUUGAAACUUUGCAGGUGGAGAGAAUGUUUCCUGGUCACAUGAACUAUCCUACAAAAGUUGUAUGGGAUGGAGCUAGAGGUUACAUUGCUUGUCUCUGCCAAACACAUACUGGAACGUCUGAUACUUCUGUUCUAUUAUACUUAUGGGAUGUAAAGACUGGUUGCCGCGAGCGAAUUCUUCGUGGUACAGCUGCACAUUCUAUGUUUGAUCAUUUUUGUGAUAGCAUCAGCAUGAAUUCCACAUCUGGCACAUUGUUGAAUGGAAAUACAUCAGUGUCUUCAUUACUUCUCCCAACUGUUGAAGAUGGAAGGUGGUUUAAAUCCUCAUCCAGCAUUUCAGGGAGCUUGGUCACUUCAUCUAGGUCAUCACCAAGCAUUUCAAAUGUGGCUGAGCUGAAUGCUUCCCAAACUCAUGCAGACAAAGCAAAUAAAGAUAGAGCAUAUUCAUCUUCUAUGUCCAUCCUCUGGAGUAAGAAGCACCCAAUAAAAUGCUCUAGCCCAUUUCCUGGUAUUGUGGCUUUGAGUUUUGAUCUUACAUCAUUGAUGUUCUCUUAUCAGAAGCCUGAAUUCAUUGUCAGUGGAGGUCAUGAACCAGUGACUAUCGAUUUAAAGCAGCAGGAAAUUCGAAACCGAAAUUCCAAUCAUGAAAUUCUAGAAACACAUGAGGUCCUAACUGAUACUGGAGAGGGGCGUGAUAAGCUAUUUGAAGAAUACUUACUUCGAUUUAGCUUGUCAUUUUUGCAUUUGUGGGAUGUAGACACUGAGCUUGAUGAUUUGCUGAUGAGAGACAUGAAACUGAGGAGACCAGAAAAUUUUAUAAUAGCUGCAGGUCUGCAGGGGGAUAGAGGGUCUUUAACAUUGACAUUUCCUGGUCUGAGUGCUGUUCUCGAGCUUUGGAAAUCAUCAGCUGAGUUUUGUGCAAUGAGGUCAUUGAUGAUGGUAUCUCUUGCCCAACGUUUGAUUAGCAUGUCUCACUUUGAUUCAGCGGCUGGCAGUUCUUUAGCAGCAUUCUAUACUCGGAAUUUCACAGAAAAAAUUCCAGAUGUGAAGCCACCUUCAUUGCAGCUUCUGGUGGCUUUUUGGCAAGCUGAGAGUGAACACAUACGUAUGGCAGCACGUUCUUUAUUUCAUUGCGCAGCCUCUCACGCCAUCCCGGUACCUCUACGCAAUUUAAACACUACUGAGCAAACCAAUAUUAAAUCUGUAGCUAGAAGCAGAGGUAAAGAGCAGGGUAAUACAGGAUUAAAAAGUGAUGAACAAGAAGUAACCUCCCAAACUGAGGAGUCCAACAUACUUGCAUGGUUAGAAUCAUUUGAAGUGCAAGAUUGGAUUUCUUGUGUUGGGGGAACAAGUCAAGAUGCAAUGACAUCUCACAUUAUUGUUGCUGCUGCAUUGGCAAUCUGGUAUCCUAGUCUUGUGAAGCCAAGCCUUGCCACAUUAAUUGUUCAUCCGUUGAUGAAGUUGGCUAUGGCCAUGAAUGAGAAGUAUAGCUCCACUGCUGCCGAGCUUCUUGCGGAGGGCAUGGAGAAUACAUGGAAAGAUUGCAUUGGGUCUGAGAUACCUCGUCUGAUUGGGGAUAUCUUUUUCCAAAUAGAAUUGAACGGGUCAUCCACAAGUUUAGUUGCAGAAAUUCCAGCUGUAUCAGUUUCUAUUCAACAGUCUUUGGUUGAGAUUCUUCUUCCAAGUUUAGCCAUGGCUGAUAUACCUGGUUUUUUGACUGUGAUUGAAAGUCAAAUUUGGUCUACUGCAUCUGAUUCACCUGUCCACUUAGUAUCCUUGAUGACUCUCAUCAGGGUUAUGCGCGGUUCUCCAAGGAACUUGGCUCAAUAUCUUGACAAGGUUGUCAGCUUCAUUUUACAAACUAUAGAUCCUAGCAACUCAGUCAUGCGGAAAACUUGCUUCCAAAGUUCAAUGACAACUUUAAAGGAGGUUAUACGCAUAUAUCCUAUGGCUGCUAUGAAUGAUACAUGGACCAGGUUGGCAGUUGGGGAUGUGAUUAGAGAGGUUAAUAACCCAAGCAUUAGGGUUUAUGACAUGCAAAGUGUGACAAUGAUAAAAGUUUUGGAUGCAAGUGGGCCUCCUGGCCUCCCAAGUUUACUUGCAGCAGCAUCAGAAACAAUUUUCACUGCUAUUUCAGCACUAAGCUUUUCACCUGAUGGAGAGGGGCUGGUUGCCUUUUCUGAACACGGGCUGAUGAUCAGAUGGUGGUCGUUGGGAUCUGUCUGGUGGGAGAAACUAAGCCGGAACUUUGUUCCUGUCCAGUGCACGAAAGUAAUUUUUGUUCCUCCUUGGGAGGGCUUCUCUCCUAAUUCAUCCAGGUCAAGUAUAAUGGCCAAUAUAUUGGGAGCUGAUGGCCAGUCAAAAUUUAAGGAGAAUGCUAGGGAUCCAGGCCAUGGGGACAGUUUAAAACAACUGCUUCAUAAUCUUGACCUCUCCUAUCGACUAGAAUGGAUUGGUGACCGGAAAGUACGUCUUACAAGGCAUGGCCAUGAAUUAGGCACUUUCCAGUUGUAAGCAUCUGGGAAUACUGAUUCCGAGAAAUUCUAGAUGAAUAUCCUCAACUGACUUUACAAUCUUAUAUAUCAAAGUUGAGUCUUUAUCACCAUGUAACGAGGAUCUUCAGCAUUCUUGCUAGCAAGAGAGGACUAAUCAUCUGCUUGGAUUUUGCGUAUCAAUGGCAGAUUAUACUAGUUCAACAAUGCCUGGCUACCCAGAAACAAAUCAGAUAGACUUAGUACGCUAUAAAACAAAUUUUUCUGGUUUAGCUUCAGUCACGGUCGGUUGUUCUCUGUAAGGGGAAAAAGAGAAGAAUAGUGGGCAAAAGGGUACAAUUUCUUAGGGUUAAACAGAAACGAGUGCAGUUUUAUAAGUAUACUUAUUGGGUAGAUCAGAUUUGUAUACAUAACAUUUUUUUCAGGCAAAAGGAAAAAAAAAAAAAGAUCAGAUUUAUAUUUUUUA